CCUUCCGGUUCACUAAUACGCAAUUUCGCAGAAGGGCUGGAACGUGUCGUCCCUCUGCGCAGGCGUAGUCACCGCUUGACCCGCGGCGCUAUGCCGGGACUGCACAUUUCUCGAGUCCGGGCAUUGUACAAGCGCGUCUUGCAGCUGCACCGUGUUCUGCCUCCGGACCUCAAAGCCCUGGGCGACCAGUACGUGAAAGACGAAUUUAGGAGACAUAAGAGCGUUGGUUCUGACGAGGCCCAGCGUUUCUUGCAGGAAUGGGAGGUGUAUGCAACAGUGUUAUCGCAACAAGCUAACGAAAACAGACAAAAUUCAACUGGAAAAGCAUGUUUUGGCACCUUCCUCCCAGAAGAAAAACUUAAUGACUUUCGUGAUGAACAGAUUGGACAGUUGCAGGAGCUGAUGCAAGAAGCCACAAAACCCAAUAGGCAAUUUAGUAUUUCUGAGUCUACAAAACCAAAAUUUUAGUUCAUACGACAAAACUUAACAAGAUAUGCAAACAUUGAGAACCCUUACUUUAACUGUCAUUGGUUUUUGAAAUGUAUUAUUUAAGCUUUGAAAAUGCCUGUUAUUAAUGAAAUAUUCUCUUAUUUUGGAUAUUAUGAAUGCAACAAUAGAUGAAUCAAGAUCACUAGUGACAAUUGAAAAAAUUAUUGGAAUAAUAGCCCUUGCUGUAUGAAAUUCGAUUUUGGAACUAAACGGGAAAUAAUGGAUCUAAAAUGGACAAAUUUCUAGAAUUUUGCUGAAAACAUUUUAAAACGCUAUUCUCAUCCAACCAUAUUAGCCUUCUGUCUUUUCUUUAGCUUCAUCAAGUAAGUAUGUUGUGAUAAUGAUACAGAAUUCCAACAAGGUUAUUUUUUUAAAUACAUUAUCAUUUUGAACAUUUCUCAUCACUUCUACUUUAAUAAUACAUACAUGAUUUUUCUUCUGAAUGUCUCUUCUCCCUGCAUCACUGUUCAUUCACAGUGAAAGGUUAGGGAGAAGCUUUAAAAUUCACUGUUUUACUAUCAUUUGUAUAAUAGACUAUACAAAGUCUAAUACA
Macaca mulatta (Rhesus monkey) is the source of this 1042-nucleotide messenger RNA. It is a transcript of the gene SDHAF3, whose product is annotated as succinate dehydrogenase complex assembly factor 3. Gene Ontology annotation, biological process: mitochondrial respiratory chain complex II assembly; succinate metabolic process. NCBI's taxonomy places the organism in Eukaryota, Metazoa, Chordata, Mammalia, Primates, Cercopithecidae. Gene Ontology annotation, cellular component: mitochondrion; mitochondrial intermembrane space. The record is from RefSeq and is a predicted model, not a curated record.